Molecule: messenger RNA, 3381 nt
Organism: Seminavis robusta
Lineage: Eukaryota; Bacillariophyta; Bacillariophyceae; Naviculales; Naviculaceae
Source: the annotation of a GenBank genome assembly
CACACACUUUCGCCGUUGCCGGAACCCCCUUCCACGCUCCUCUAUCUGCCCUUCUAAUUUCUGUGCCUCGCAUUCUAUCUUCUACCAUUGGCUUGCGAGAAAUUCUGAGGUUGGCAUCGGCAACGCACAUCAUCAUCAUUGCGUUUCGGUUGAUUUGACAAGCAGCAACCAACAGUGCUGGCUAGUAGCUCAAGAUCACCACAACAAACAAUAGAGAAGAGAGGAGCAAAGUUGGCGGCGUUUUCCAGCUUGUUCUUGGCUUUGUGGUUGCCAAAGUCAUUUUCGCAAAAAGGCGACUGAGAAUCCUUCACGGCCACCGUCCUCGUGUCAAAAACACGACACGUGUGUAUCAUACCAUUCAUUCGCAUUGCCACUGGAAGCCAUCUUUCUGCUUGGUUUGGAUCUCCCUCUCCUCGAACAAAAGUCAGCCUCUUCCUCUCCUUUUGAUUCUCGCGUCAUCGAGGGAUUUUUCAGUACUCAGCCACUGUAUUUGAUUAAUAAAAAAGAACAAGAUGACGGUCAUGACCGAUCCAUUGACGGCUGCCGAAGAAGGAACAACGACAGCGAGACCACUGGACGAUCGAGAAAGCGAAUCAUUUUUGGCAUUUGGAGAUCCCUCUGGUCCCCUGUUUGAUUCUGCCAUGCUGAUGCAGAUUGGGAAUGACGAUGAUGACAUGGAUGGUUACAGUGCUCAGGAAGACGUUGUCGAGCAAGAAACAGCAACUAGCCAUCAACAACAACAAAACAACACUACUACUACUGGCAAUCAUCUAGUAGACACGCUGUUACUGCGACGACCGGAUCCACCAGAAGAUCCUGCCAAUGUCGAUUUAGAAUUGGGAAUGCCGUUGGCCGAUCUCGACAGCGACAAUGAAGAAACCGACCAGACAAACACGCUCGAUGACACCAACCACACGGCCAAUACAGACGCCAAUAAUAGCACAAACGACGACGACGAACAACAACCACCACGACGGCGCAUGACGUGUCGAGGAAUUACUUGGCAAUACACUCGCUUCAUUCUCCACAUUGUCCUCUUUCCAGUCUUGGUCAUUACGUCGGUCGCCAUUCCCGUUCUCAUUGUCAUGUUUUGCUUUGCACUCAUGUUUGUGGCACUGGUCGUCCUGCUCUGUGUAUACUACUGCUGUUCUCCACGACGCGGCGAUCAAGCGGCCGUGCCCUUUCAUGUACUCAUUCGACAAAUCCUCGAAGCCGUCGAAGACGAAACCAAUGGACUCGGAGACAAUGCCAAUGAUUCGCCCAAACUGUCGCGGGUAGAAAUCCAAAAUACACUGGUCCGAAGAAAACUGGUGCACUUUGAAUGUAUCGACGAAGACAAUCAGAUUGUACCGGAUCAACUACAAAUGGAUGAAACCACCAGAGAAGAACGCAUGCAUCAGGACAUGUUCCCGGUUAUUGUCAAUUCCGCAACCGAUCCGUUGUCGACACAAACAACUUGUGCUCCGGACGAGGAUGCCAAUGCUUUGAAAAACAAGAGCGAUACCGACAAACCGGCUGGGAAUGGAGGGUUCCUGCGACGGUUCAGUAGUUCCAAGAGAAGACGAAACAAGAAGAAAAAUGUCGAUGUCAUUGACCACAACAAUACUUACGAACUACGAUUGUCGCAACAGAAACUUGUCUUCCAAACGGACCCCGCCGUCAAUCAUUCCAAACAUUUCCUGCUCAAGCGCACAUUUGUCUUUUCACCGCCUCUGGAACCACAAAAGAUUGACAACAACAAUAAUAACAAUAGCAACAAUCGAUCCGACCACAACAAUGACGCCAACAACAAUAAUCGUGCUGGUACCGGUACGGACAACAACAACAAUACAAAUAUUAAUAUCAACAACAGGCCGCAAGAAACGACAAACAGUUUCAACUUGGCGGCUGCCAUGAUGGACGAUUCGUCGUCCUCUGGAUUCUUCCCCGUCAUGCCAUCCUCCAUGUCCUCGUCUUCCUCUUCUUCUUCCUCGUCCGAAGAAUCGGAGGAGGACGAAGAGCAAAAUGCCGCGGCGGCAGCAAGUUCAUCGGAUGAAUCCUUCCUGCUGGAUGAUGGGAGUGACACCAAUAAUAACAACAACAACAAUGCCAACAACGAUAGCGAAAACGACAACCAGGACGAGCCUUCGAGUGGUGUGGAUCCUCCUGUCAAUCCUCCACCGAUGGAUGCAUUUCCGCAAAGACCAUUGUCUGCACCACCAGACAAUGUUAUUGCAGAUGUUCUGGACAAUGGCAUUGCGGAUGUUGCGGCCGAUAAUAAUGAUGACGAGCUGGAAGUGAAUGUAAAUGCUGUGUUGGGACUUGUCGGGGACAAUAACAACAACGACGACGACGACAAUGCUGUCGCCGUUGAUGAUGCAACUCCCACUGCGGAACUAUCCACGGGAAAAGACGAGGAGGAUGCGCCUCUUGUUAAAGCACCGGAGCAAGCGAAUUCAACGACCGAAACUGCAGCAACGGCUCGAGUCCAGUUUCACGAAUUAAUUGAUUUGGUGGAGGUCAACGGCGCCACCGAGCAGAGGAGCCAACAAAAAGACGAGGCUGAAAAGCAAGUAGACCCACCACCAGAGACACGGCAAGUGGAGAUGGCUAUCGAAACUGCUGACGAAACCGAGCCUCCGGCUGAAACUGUCGUUACGACCAACAACAAAGUGUUGGAAGACGACGAAGACAAAUCACUUGAAAAGUCAGAGGAUCCACAAGAUUUCCCACCCGUGGUGGAAGAGGCCAAGACGGAAAUCUCCGAAGAAAGCCUCAUUGAUACUGUGCCCCAGCCUCCAAUGGAAAGCGAAGACGAUGUUGCAACAGACGCCCCCGCUGCUAAAGAUGCUGUUGAUGCCGGUACAGACGAUCCCACCAGUCCACCAAAUCCUACUACUAAUACUGCAGCUACAACGACACAACAACCCGAGCACAGAGGGAUAUCAUCCUACUGUAACAUUUGCUUGCUGGAGUAUGAGGUUGGUGACAUUGUCGUUUGGAGCCGUCGGCCGCAUGGAUGUCAUCAUGCAUGGCAUGAAGACUGCCUAAUUGACUGGUUACAGAGAAAACCAACAUGUCCAUCCUGCAGACAAGAGUUCAUCAACACAGAGGAUGCACAAAAGCCACCAGAUACACCGGCUGACGAGGACAACAAUUCCACGAAUGAAGAGAAUCACACAAUUACACCAGAGUCAGCUCAUGCCAUACCUGCAGCAGAAUCGGGCAUGAGCAGCACCUUUCUCUGGUAGAUACUUAUUCAUUGCAAGAAGGACACUGAACCUCCAGCUCCCACUUCCAUCCAACCUGAUGCCAGCUACCGUCGCCUACUGGACGAACCAGAUUUUCCAGAUUUAACUUAGCUUACUAGGAGCUUUAUUAAUUAUCCAACCAUAUUUUGCC